This is a messenger RNA of Ceraceosorus guamensis, 830 nucleotides long. RefSeq lists its product as hypothetical. The transcript has a single exon. The coding region runs from base 134 to 718 and encodes 194 amino acids. The record is from RefSeq and is a predicted model, not a curated record. NCBI's taxonomy places the organism in Eukaryota, Fungi, Basidiomycota, Exobasidiomycetes, Ceraceosorales, Ceraceosoraceae.
CAAAAGUACAUAAAGCCGGGUUGGCGCGCGAACCAAAUGUUGUUCUACAUCCCGCCGCUACAUCCCGCCGCCACAUCCCGCCGCUACAUCCUACCGCUACAUCCCGCCGCUACACCCCGCCGCUACGCUCGCAAUGAAGUCCUCUUUCACAGCCGCCGCCGCCGCCGCCACCGCCGCCGCCCUCAUCUCGGCCCCUCUCGCCUUUGCGGCUCCCACAGCGCCUCCAAGCUACGACAACAAGGUCGUCUGCAAUGAGCGUCUCUCUGGCGGUGGUCUUCUUCACGCCCUAGGCGCCACUGUUGACAAGCCGCUGUCCACCGCUGGCGACUCUUUGCUCCUCAAAGUGAACCCUGUUGCGCAAAACUUUACUCACUACGAGUGCUCAGCGCCCGGCUUUACGGGUCCCGUCAAUUCAUUCUACGGUCUCGUCAAACCUGCAGGGGAUGGUGUGAACGGCACCAAAUGUUUGGGUGCCAUCAGUGUCAGCGGCGACUCUCGCCUGCGACUUCAAGAGUGCCCUCGGCGGGCUGGCCCUUACCUCUCGCAGUUCUGGUUCGAACGCGGGGAUGACAAUUUGCAACUCGUCGGCAAGCCUGACAAGGAGGGCAAGGUGGACGCCAAGGUUGCCAGGAGAAGCAUCGCCUUUCAGGGCGACAUUGCCAUCGCCACAAACAAGGACUACGCCAAGCUUCCCCAACUCGUCCUUUACGACGACUAGCGCCGUUCGAGCGCGAGCGCACCUAGCGAGCAAGAAGCGCCGAUCGAGCGCACCUAGCGAGCAAGAAGCGCCGUCCUCACAGACCGCCGAGACGAUGUAUUGUCGCAACCAU